This is a messenger RNA of Ficedula albicollis (Collared flycatcher), 357 nucleotides long. RefSeq names its product microtubule-associated serine/threonine-protein kinase 3-like. Lineage: Eukaryota; Metazoa; Chordata; Aves; Passeriformes; Muscicapidae. Gene Ontology annotation, biological process: peptidyl-serine phosphorylation; intracellular signal transduction. The record is from RefSeq and is a predicted model, not a curated record. The transcript is spliced from 3 exons. The annotation marks the transcript as partial. Gene Ontology annotation, molecular function: protein serine/threonine kinase activity; ATP binding.
ACAUGCUGCACCUGGAGGAGCCCGACAGCAGCGGCACCAACACUCCGGACCCCGAGGAGGGGGCUGAGGUGGGUGGGGACUGUGCCACGCUGCUCAAGCACAUCGGGGCUCUGCCCCUGGAGCUGGCCCGGCUCUACUUUGCCGAGACGGUUCUGGCGCUGGAGUACCUGCACACCUACGGCAUCGUGCACCGCGACCUCAAACCCGACAACCUCCUGAUCACCUCGCUGGGCCACGUGAAGCUGACGGAUUUCGGGCUCUCCAAGAUGGGGCUGAUGAGCCUCACGACCAACCUGUACGAGGGGCACAUGGAGAAGGACGCGCGCGAGUUCCGCGACAAGCAGGUGCGUGCUGCAG